Messenger RNA from Nothobranchius furzeri (turquoise killifish), 3257 nucleotides. It is a transcript of the gene nkx6-1, whose product is annotated as NK6 homeobox 1. The record is from RefSeq and is a predicted model, not a curated record. Gene Ontology annotation, biological process: regulation of transcription by RNA polymerase II; cell differentiation. Gene Ontology annotation, cellular component: nucleus. Gene Ontology annotation, molecular function: RNA polymerase II cis-regulatory region sequence-specific DNA binding; DNA-binding transcription factor activity, RNA polymerase II-specific. NCBI's taxonomy places the organism in Eukaryota, Metazoa, Chordata, Actinopteri, Cyprinodontiformes, Nothobranchiidae.
CAUCUGAAAGUUUGGACUUGCAGCUGAACCAGAUCCGGAGAAGAGGAUCAGCUUUCAGGACUCCUCCAGGACCGAUCAGAGAGCUGCUGCGCGCGCCGCGCUGGACCUGACAGGGGCCCGAACCCGAAUUGUCUGCAGGAACUUUGUUGCCGCUUUUCUGGACCGUUUGUGGAUCUGCUUUCAUGUGAGAUGGGCUCCGACAGGAAGAGACUGUUGCUUUAGUCUAAGUCCGCUCUCUGCGCGCUGCAGGGCCCGAACCCGACCAGACCGAACCCAGUCCUCCCGGGUCCCUCACACAGGUGGGAAUGUUAGCAGUCCAGAUGGACGGCUCCCGACAGAGCGCCUUCCUCCUCAGCACCCCCCCUCUGGCAGCUCUGCACAGCAUGACCGAGAUGAAGACCCCUCUGUACCCGGCCUACCCGCUCUCCUCCACCUGCUCCAACUCCUCCACCUCCCCCACCACCACGUCCCCCAACCCGGGCGGCAUUGCCGUGUCCUCACCGGGGAUCAAGAGCUCCACCGGACUGUCCUCGGGGCUCGGUUCUCCGCAGCAGUGCUCCUCCGCCACUCCUCACGGGAUUAAUGACAUCCUCAACCGGCCCGCCGGCUCUACCCUCGGCUCCACGGCGGCAGCGGCUGCUUCUUCCUCGGCGGGGAUUCUGUCAGGACUGCCCCGGUUCAGCAGCCUCAGCCCCCCGCCACCUCCCGGACUCUACUUCAGCCCCAGCGCAGCGGCAGUGGCCGUGGCCCGGUACCCCAAACCACUGGCGGACCUCCCGGGCAGGACGCCGAUCUUCUGGCCCGGAGUAAUGCAGAGUGCGCACUGGAGAGACGCCAGAUUUGCGUGUUCACCUCGUGAGUUUUGCGCGCGCGUGUACCAGAACUCCGUCCUGCUGGAUAAGGACGGGAAACGCAAACACACGCGGCCCACCUUCUCCGGACAGCAGAUCUUCGCUCUGGAAAAAACUUUUGAACAAACUAAAUAUCUGGCGGGUCCGGAGAGAGCGAGGCUGGCCUACUCGCUGGGCAUGACGGAGAGCCAAGUGAAGGUGUGGUUCCAGAACAGGAGGACCAAGUGGAGAAAAAAGCACGCGGCAGAGAUGGCCUCCGCUAAGAAGAAGCAGGAUUCGGAGACGGAGAGGCUCAAGGGCACUUCGGACAACGAGGAGGAGGAUGACGACUACAACAAGCCUCUGGACCCGAACUCGGACGACGAGAAGAUCACACAGCUUCUAAAAAAACACAAACCGGGCUCUCUGCUCGCGCACACGUCAGAGAACGACAGCUCCUAAUGCCUGGCCUUUUUUCCGUUUCUGACCCACCGAGUGUUCUUCUGACUCCAAACCGAACUCUGGGAGCCGGUCACACCCCAAGGGACUUUUAGCGGCGGAGGACUCCCGCGGGUCCAGACUCGCUCCGGCAGAGAAAACCCGCCUUUCCUGUAAAUAGAAACGUGAGUUGUGUGAACAGAACCGAACCGGCUGUGGAUCGGUUCUGUGUAGCUUCUUUCUGUUCCUGCUGGUUGUUUGUACUGAUGCGCUGCUCCUAAAUCAGCCUGAUCAGUCCUGGUUCCUGAACGCCUCAUGAUCCGUCAGUUUAAGGAUGGUCGUGAACGCAGCAGCACCUGCACACACACACACACACACACACACACACACACACACACACACACACACACACACACACACACACACACACACACACACACACACACACACACACACACACACACACACACACACACACUCUCUCUCUCUCUCUCUCUCUCUCUCUCUCUCUCUCUCUCUCUCUCUCUCUCUCUCUCUCUCUCUCUCUCUCUCUCUCUCUCUAAGCACUUUUUAGACUAGAGGACUCUGCUGCGAUGCGUUUGCUGACCACAGAAAAACCGACCACCGAAACCGGUUAUUUACCUUACUGUAGUAAUUCACUAUAUUUAUUAUUGUUUAACAUUAGGCCCCGUUAGUCGUGUCACAGUCUAAAUAUUUUUGAGCAGAAAAAUUAAAUAAAUAUUUUCUGUAAAUUCCGUUACUAUUUUCUCUUUUUUGGGAGAGAUUUUGAAAGUUAUUUUUCUCUGACUGGAGACACACAUAAUUAUUAUAACCUGUUUAUUUAUUUUUUUAAUUUUAUUUUUGUUUGUUCAUUGAACCGGCUCUGAAGGUCAUUCUGCACAAAACCGGAUCAGACUGAAUCUGUUUAAAGCGUAAAAAGCAACACGCCUACAACUGCAUCUAAUCUUCAGAAAUUCUCACUAAACCCGCAGGAUUUGCGCUGUUCCUUUAUUAUUAUUAUUAUUAUUAUUAUUAUUAUUAUUAUUAUUAUUAUUUGAACAGAGACACAUUUUUCUAAAACAACUAUCCACAGUAAAUCGUUAUUUAGAAAAUUUUAAUUCCACACCUCUUAACAAGCUUUCAAUGGGUUAGGGUUUGGGUUAACCCUAUUUGUUAUUUUUUAAAAUCUGGGUGGAAAAAAAAGAAAAAAAAUGAGCUGACUUUUGCUGACUUGGAAAAAUGUUUAAUUCAAACUCAUUUAGAUUUAAAAAUAACAAAAUAACAACGUCGUUAAUAAAAUGAAUUUAUGAAUCUAACUUUAACGUUUUCAACAACAACAACAACAACAACAACAACGAUAAUAAUAAUAAUAAUAAUAAUAAUAAUAAUAAUAAUAAUAACAAUUUAGCAGAGAUGUACCCACUCACUUUUCCUGACUGCUAUUUUAUUCAUAAUAAUUACUAAAUGAACUGUUUCCUAAAGUUUAACGUAAUGACACAAAAGGCACUUCAUUUAUCUUUUUAUUGUUUUAAAAACACUCAAAUUAUUUUGAUAGUGUGUUUUUUAUGAUGAGGGGUUCAGUUUGGGCUGAUUUUGUUCCUCUUUCUCCUCCUGAUUGCUGCAGCUGAUUCAUUUUGAUCAUGAGGCCUCAGAUUAUGUCAAACCUGCUUUCUCAACAUUACCUUUUAGUAUUUGUUUCAUUCCAAAUAUGUUUGAAGUCAAAAACACUUAAAAUUUCUGCUCAGAAAUGAUCUCUGACUGACACCCCGAAUUGUUUUCCUAAUCAAACAGAUGUUCUGUCUAAAACACAAAGAAACAGAAAUAAAUCUACACAUUUACUUUAAGCUGAAGGGAUGUUUUCAGAUGUUUAUUGCUAAACAGAAAGUGUUUUUCUUUAUUAUGCAUAAAUAAGAAAAUAUUGAUAAUUUAUGUCUGCCAUAAAUGAAUUGUUAUAAAGAAAUCAGCAUAAAAUCUUACCUGUUUUAUUUA